This is a messenger RNA of Physeter macrocephalus (sperm whale), 1342 nucleotides long. It is a transcript of the gene MYL9, whose product is annotated as myosin light chain 9. Lineage: Eukaryota; Metazoa; Chordata; Mammalia; Artiodactyla; Physeteridae. The coding region runs from base 159 to 677 and encodes 172 amino acids. Gene Ontology annotation, biological process: myofibril assembly; platelet aggregation. Gene Ontology annotation, molecular function: calcium ion binding. The record is from RefSeq and is a predicted model, not a curated record. Gene Ontology annotation, cellular component: myofibril; stress fiber; cytoplasm. The transcript has 4 exons.
UCUGCCUUGUAAGGCCCGGCGCCGCGCCCCGCCCCGCGCCCCCGCCGCGCCCAGCCCGGACCCCACCGACGGCCCGCCAGCCCCGGCUCCGCACCCGCUCCGCGCACCGAGCCAGCGCCUUCUCCGCACCAGGAAAGCCCCACACGCCCGCAGCCAAGAUGUCCAGUAAACGGGCCAAGGCCAAGACCACCAAGAAGCGGCCACAGCGGGCCACAUCCAACGUCUUUGCGAUGUUUGACCAGUCCCAGAUCCAGGAGUUUAAGGAGGCCUUCAACAUGAUUGACCAGAACCGAGAUGGCUUCAUUGACAAGGAGGACUUGCACGACAUGCUGGCCUCGCUGGGGAAGAACCCCACGGACGAGUACCUGGAGGGCAUGAUGAGCGAGGCCCCGGGGCCCAUCAACUUCACUAUGUUCCUCACUAUGUUUGGGGAGAAGCUGAACGGCACGGACCCCGAGGACGUGAUCCGCAACGCCUUUGCCUGCUUCGACGAGGAGGCCUCAGGUUUCAUCCACGAGGACCACCUUCGGGAGCUGCUCACCACCAUGGGCGACCGCUUCACAGAUGAGGAAGUGGAUGAGAUGUACCGCGAGGCGCCCAUUGAUAAGAAAGGCAACUUCAACUACGUGGAGUUCACCCGCAUCCUCAAACACGGCGCCAAGGACAAAGAUGACUAGGCCAGCCCAGCCCCCCUGUGCCCAGGCCCGCGUCCCAGUCACCUGCUCCCUCAGACACUGUCUGCACCAGCUCCGCUCACAAACCCGCGAGCCCACAGGCCCCUCUCAGAGGAUCCUCUCUCUGAGGGGUUAGGGUCCCAGCUCCCAGUGGAGGAAACGGGCUGAGAGAGUGCAGUGCCAGGCAAGGGGCAGAGCCAACGUGAGACGGGUGUUCUCCCCGUGACCCUCCAAGGAAACCCCAUCUUCUUGGGAACUGGGCCAGAGGCUGGACCUGGAGGCACCAGGGGAAGGCCCCUCAAGAGAGCCCAGGCCUCGGCUGUUGCCCGCCCACUCCCAGGCUGCUCCCCACGGGCAGGGCCCUGCGUCCUGGUCUGGGACACCACUGCACGUGCAACCCUGUGCAGGGCAUGAAAGCCCUUCCCCAGCCACUGCCACAAGCACGCGAACCUCACCCAGGCCCCCUCUCAGAGGACAAGAUGCCAGUCCUGUCCCCUACACCCUGCCCAGCCACCAGAACACACGCCACCCCGCCGGGAGUGCGCUCCAGAAGAUGCAUGUAGGAUGGGUGUCUGUCUCGGCGAGGCAGAAUGUCUAAUAGAAGGCUGAGCACGGCCUUGGGUCUGUGUGUCUGUGACUGGGGUGAAAUAAAGGAGCCCCUAUGCCCC